AUGUCGAAAUCUACCAAACGACAGCGAAAACUGGAGGAUAUGUUUGCCGAUAGUUCGACAAAAAGGAUAAAAGAAAAUGAUGGAAAUACACCAAACAGUGAUAAGCACACUGUUGUACAUACUACUAGAACAGCUUCAACUGUGAAAAAGAUUCCAGAGGACGAUUUGGAGAUUUUACGACAAUUUGAUCUCGAUAUGAGUUUUGGGCCUUGCACUGGCAUUUCGCGUUUGGAUCGAUACGAACGAGCUGUACGUCACGAAUUGGAUCCUCCUGUUCGUGUUUUGGAAUUAAUCAAUUUGUAUCCAAAUGAUCGACAAAUAACUCAUAGUAUCUGGCGCGACUAUACUUUGUAA
Messenger RNA from Adineta ricciae, 354 nucleotides. The record is from the annotation of a GenBank genome assembly. NCBI's taxonomy places the organism in Eukaryota, Metazoa, Rotifera, Eurotatoria, Adinetida, Adinetidae.